AUGGUCAUGAACUGGAUACUCUGUUCAUUCAAGAUGAAUGAGGCGAUGGAAGAAAUUUUGAAUGGAGGACCUUGGUAUGUUAGUGGAUUCAUUGUUGGUAUGGAUAGAUGGUGUCCUGAAUUCGAUCCUAAUUCUUUCAUGGGUAUAUCAGCCCCAGUGUGGAUCAGACUCCCGAACUUACCACUAUACUGCUGGGAUGAAGAUAAUUUGGCAAGGAUUGCUUCUUGUAUCGGAACACCUAUGUAUUUUAAUCGUAAUACAUUUCGAUGGGGGAAAUGUGAAUUUGCCUGUAUUUGUGUUAGAAUUGAAUUGGAGAAGAAGAUAUUAAAUGGUGUGUGGGUUGAAGGCUUGGCUGGCAGAUUUUUUCAACGUGUGGAAUAUGAGAAGAUUGAUCUUCUUUGCUAUCAUUGUAGCAAAGUGGGUCAUGAAGAAAAUUCUUGUCCAGAAAAUGUAUCAAUUGGAAUUCUGAAUCAAAAAAAUGGGAAGCCAGAUGAUGAUAAUAAGGCUGAUAAAUCUGAAGUUAUAGACGGGAAGAAAGUCAUUACUAAUUUAGAAUUUGGCCCAUGGAUACAUGUGCAGUUCAAAAACAAGAGGAGGUUGAACAGCAACUUUUUGUAA
Messenger RNA from Dendrobium catenatum, 618 nucleotides. RefSeq lists its product as uncharacterized. Gene Ontology annotation, molecular function: zinc ion binding; nucleic acid binding. The transcript has a single exon. Lineage: Eukaryota; Viridiplantae; Streptophyta; Magnoliopsida; Asparagales; Orchidaceae. Bases 1 to 618 code for a protein of 205 amino acids. The record is from RefSeq and is a predicted model, not a curated record.